AGCCAUCCUGGACAAGCUUGACAUUGACUCGGAGAAGCCCAAUGAGGAAGAGAUUGCGCGCCUUUUUGGCUACGAAGAGGCAUAUUUGGCGGGAAGACUCAAUUGGUGGCAGAAGCUAAAACCGCGGGUCUGGUCGUUGUUUGACGAGCCUUACUCAUCCCUUGGAGCAAAGGUGGUGGCGGUAGUCUCGGUGUUCUUCAUCUGCGUGUCCGUCUUGUCCUUCGCCCUCAAAACUCACCCUGACAUGCGGGUUCCUACUAUCCGCAACCGCACCAUAGCCAUGCCUAACCACACCAUCGUCUGGACCCUGGAGAAGGAGCGCACAGAUCCCCACGACGCCUUCUUCUAUGUCGAACUUGCCUGCAACGCAUGGUUCACGUUCGAACUUGCCGUCCGCUCUGUGGUGAGCCCCAACCUUGUGCAGUUCAUCAAGUCGCCAGUGAACGUUAUAGACUUUGUCGCCACGUUAAGUUUUUACACCGACAUCCUCCUACAGAGCAGCGUCGCUCAUCACAUAGACAAGUCGGACAUUCUAGAGUUCUUCUCCAUCAUCAGGAUACUGAGGCUGUUCAAGCUGACCCGUCACUCGCCCGGGCUCAAGAUCCUCAUCCACACCUUCAAGGCCUCCGCUAAAGAGUUGACCCUUCUUGUGUUCUUCUUGGUCUUGGGUAUCGUGGUGUUCGCCUCCUUAGUGUACUAUGCGGAGAAACUCCAGGCCAACCCACACAACGACUUCAAGAGCAUCCCAGAGGGCCUGUGGUGGGCGAUCGUCACCAUGACGACGGUGGGCUACGGUGACAUGGCUCCUAAGACAUACGUGGGUAUGUUUGUGGGAGCUCUGUGUGCACUGGCGGGAGUCUUAACCAUCGCCCUCCCUGUCCCCGUCAUAGUAUCCAACUUCUCUAUGUUCUACUCCCACACACAGGCAAGGUCAAAGCUGCCUAAGAGGAGGCGGAGGGUGUUGCCGGUCGAGCAGCCGAGGCCCAAGAGGGGCGAGUGCCCAGCGGCGACCACAGCGGGGGUGAUCAACCGUAGAAUGAACGCCAUCAAGCAUCCCAACCAACCUGCUAGCAUCUUCAAGGACGCCUUCACAACACUGGCCCAGCCCAGCAAACUAGGUACUGUGAACGGGGUGAACAUGAUAGGUUUGGCUCUUCAAGGACCUUCAAUACCAGGAAUCGCACUCCCUCCACCAGGCCUGGAUACACCCUUCGUGUCUAGGGAGCUCGAUGUGACGUCACCACCCAGUCUAGCUCUGGUACCCAGCAGAAAUGUAGUCGCGCCAGCCCCGCUACAGCCUCGUGCCGCCACCAUAGGCAAUAUAAACCUUCUUCUGCCUCUACAGCCCCGACUACUGGCAGAGGACUUGAGAGCGAGGACAGUGCUGCAGUCGAAUGUACAACCCUCCCAACUAGAGUCCGUCAAUCCUUCUUCCAACUGAACUGUCGCCAGAGGUGCUACCUGCUAC
Molecule: messenger RNA, 1468 nt
Organism: Macrosteles quadrilineatus (aster leafhopper)
Lineage: Eukaryota; Metazoa; Arthropoda; Insecta; Hemiptera; Cicadellidae
Product: potassium voltage-gated channel protein Shaw-like
Exons: 8
Coding region: 245-1441 (398 amino acids)
Biological process (GO): potassium ion transmembrane transport
Cellular component (GO): dendrite membrane; neuronal cell body membrane; axon
Molecular function (GO): delayed rectifier potassium channel activity
Source: RefSeq, a predicted model, not a curated record